Molecule: messenger RNA, 1125 nt
Organism: Phaeoacremonium minimum UCRPA7
Lineage: Eukaryota; Fungi; Ascomycota; Sordariomycetes; Togniniales; Togniniaceae
Product: putative swirm domain-containing protein
Exons: 1
Coding region: 1-1125 (374 amino acids)
Molecular function (GO): protein binding
Source: RefSeq, a predicted model, not a curated record
AUGGGCGCCCCUCCAGCAACGAUGGCCUUGGAGUCUAAGAAGCCGCUUGAUAUUAGCAAUCUGAUGUCGCCGCCAGAGCCUGCUCCGUUUGACAACUUCCACCAAGGACAGGGACCGUCAACGCCAGUCCGAGGGUCAAUUUCAGUCAAUGAGCAGAGAUCUUUUCCUCGUGCUCCCCUCUCCCCUCCCGUAUCUCCUUUCACCAAGCCCAGCAACACCAUUGACCCGUCGCCGACAAUUCAUGUCGCCAUUAAGGAUCCUAUUUUGUACCCUAGCAGCGACUCGGUGUCAAGCCCGCCGCAGCCGCCACUCUUCGCGGAGGAGGACAAUCCGAUCGAGGCACGGCGGGUGGUGGACGAGCACGUUGCUGCACGGCCUGCCGCUCUCUUUUUAGAACACGCACCACCGAAACGAGAGGAUUAUGUCCUGGCUCUGUACUUUAAGUCUGAGGUCAUGAAGAAGUAUCUGGAGAACCCUCGCGGAUGGCUAAGAAGAGAGCGCGAACUUCUGCUGGCCGAUCGCAAGGCCAGCGCCAAGGCGAAGUUGCAUCCAAUUCUGCCAGCAAAACCACAGGUUAUUCGAGUGGCCAAUUCGAGAAUCAGCAAGCCAGAGAGAAUCGUAUCUAGCACCAAGAGCCCGCACGUCAAGACAGCCAAGCCACCACGGCCAAUCCGGGUGAACCCACAGCCGAGCAAGCCUUCCCGGAGAGUCAGCGCGACCCCUGAGCCUCGCAACCGCCCCGUUGCACCGAAUCGCGAGGACAAGGACUACAAUUCUCUGCCUGACUACUGCCCGCCUCUCAGCUCUUUGCCUAACAAGCCGAAUAGCCUGAAGGUCGACUGGAAGGGUAAUGCGCUGGAUCUUAGCAAGGAUCCUUGUGCACACUUACUUCACCCUGACGAGAUACUUCUUGCCGCCGGGCUUCGGCUUGACUGCGCCACCUAUCUGACAAGCAAGCGACGGAUCUUUGUUCGACGCCUAGAAUGCUACCGCAUCGGAAAAGAGUUCCGCAAGACAGAUGCACAGCAGGCUUGCAAGAUUGACGUCAACAAAGCGUCGAAGCUUUGGACAGCGUAUGACAAGGUCGGCUGGUUGAACAAGGAGUGGAUGCGGCGCUUUGCGUGA